AUGGCAGAGAGGAGAGCAGCAGUGAAGGCCGCCGCUCAACACGACUUCCUGCAGUUCAAUGAUCUGGUGUGUGAGGCGGUCGGUGGGAAGGUUGUCUUUGCGACAGACGAAUGGUUCGCUCCUGCUGCAAACCUGCUGAAGAGAGAGCCGCCAGAGUUCAUCGCUUCUGCCUUCACUGAGUUUGGAAAGUGGAUGGACGGAUGGGAGACGAGGAGAAAGAGAAUAACCGGUCACGACUGGUGCAUCCUCCAGAUGGGAGUUCCAGGGCGGAUCCACGGCUUCGACGUUGACACGUCCUUCUUCACUGGAAACCAUUCGCCCCACGUCUCCAUCCAGGCCGGCUGUCUGGACCGACCACUCACCUUCUCCCUGGAAGGAGAGCGAACCGGCAUGGCCGCCUCCGAAAGUCAGCUGGCUGCUGUCGCCAAGCUGGGCUCGGAGGCGUGGCCGGAGCUGGUGUGUGUGUCGGAGCUGAAGCCGGGAUACUCAGACUGCUGCCAUAACUACUUCAAGGUCAACUCUAACCUCAGAGUCACACACCUGCGCCUCAACAUGCACCCAGACGGAGGGAUAUCCAGGCUGCGGGCGUACGGCGUCGGACAGAGAGACUGGUCCAAUGUCUCCCCCAACCAGGACGUCGACCUGGUAGCUCUGACCAAUGGGGGAGUCUGCCUCGGCUACAGUGACGCCCACUUUGGGCACCCACGCAAUAUGAUUG
This is a messenger RNA of Cottoperca gobio, 718 nucleotides long. It is a transcript of the gene allc, whose product is annotated as allantoicase. The record is from RefSeq and is a predicted model, not a curated record. The transcript is spliced from 7 exons. NCBI's taxonomy places the organism in Eukaryota, Metazoa, Chordata, Actinopteri, Perciformes, Bovichtidae. The annotation marks the transcript as partial. Gene Ontology annotation, biological process: allantoin catabolic process. Gene Ontology annotation, molecular function: allantoicase activity.